Molecule: messenger RNA, 791 nt
Organism: Lemur catta (Ring-tailed lemur)
Lineage: Eukaryota; Metazoa; Chordata; Mammalia; Primates; Lemuridae
Product: NKG2-A/NKG2-B type II integral membrane protein-like
Exons: 7
Coding region: 49-756 (235 amino acids)
Biological process (GO): stimulatory C-type lectin receptor signaling pathway; positive regulation of natural killer cell mediated cytotoxicity
Source: RefSeq, a predicted model, not a curated record
CGACUUUCUGGGGACAGAAGCACAGUCUGACCUCACACAGUUGCAGAGAUGGAUAAUCAAAGAGUAAUUUACUCUGAAAUGAAUCUGGCCAAAAAUUCAAAAAGGCAGCAAAGGAAAUCUAAGGACUCUAAAAACUCCAUUUCAGAAACCAAACAGGAAAUAACCUAUGUGGGAUUAAAACUUCAGAAUGCUGCUGAGGAUCUUCAAGGGGAUGACAAAUCCUACCAAUGCAAAGAUUUACUGUUUCCUCCAGAGAAGCUCACUGCUGGGAUCCUGGGAAUUAUCUGUCUUGUGUUAAUUUUCAGCGUGGUAACAAGAGUUGUCAUUCUCUCAAUACAGAACCGGAACAAUUCAUUCCAGAAUGCAAGCAUUGAGAAAGCAUAUGAUUGUGGCCGUUGUCCAGAGGAGUGGUUCAAAUAUUCCACCAAUUGUUAUUACAUUAGUAAGGAAUUCAAAACUUGGGAUGAGAGUGUGACGGCCUGUGCUUCUAACAACUCUAAUCUGCUUUACAUAGAUAAUGAAGAAGAAAUGACAUUUCUGGACUCCCUGCUACUUCAAUCAUGGGUUGGAGUCUUUCGUAACAGCAGUGAUCAUCCAUGGGUGUCAUUACAUGGCUCAACUUUCAAACUUCAAAUAGCAGAGACAGAAUAUAAGUAUAACUGUGCUAUGCUACAUGAUGGUAGUCUUCGAUCAGAUGGAUGUGAAUCUUCAAAAAGAUAUUAUUGUAAGCACAGCUUUAGAAGUAAAGCGUCUUGAAUUUGGAGUCAGCCAUGUAAUUUUUAUAUUUUGUG